GGGGAGGUAGGCGGGGGGGACCUUAAAGCCCCCGCACGAGCAGAGGGUCCGGCCUGUGGACGGAGCUGUGGCCGCUGCACCUGCUGCUGAGGAUGGCGGAGUCUGCGGCGCCGGUGAAGCGGCCGAUGAACGCCUUCAUGGUGUGGUCCAGCGAGGAGCGGAAGCGGGUGUCCGCCCUGCACCCCAAGAUGCACAACUCGGAGAUCAGCCGCCGCCUGGGCGAGGUGUGGCGGGGACUGGCCGAGGAGGAGCGGCGGCCGUACCGGGAGCAGGCCAAGCGGCUGCGGGAGCUGCACGCCCGGGAGCACCCGGGCUACAAGUACGCGCCCCGCAAGAAGAAGCGGGACAAGGGGGAGCCGCGGCCGCACAACCCCGGGCCCCCGGCGCCCCAGCAGCCCGGCAACGGCGGCCUCCUGGCGGGGCAGGACGGGAGGAGCGGCGGCGGCGAGGUCCAGCCCGGGUACCAGGAGCCGUACAGCUACCUCUCGUAUUCGGGAGCCCCCCGGGCGGAUGCGGCGUUCCCCGUGGUCAGUGAUGUUUCGGCGCUCUAUGGAUUAGGACUUUAUGACUUUGGAGAGAGGCGUGGGAUCCAGCCACAGGUGCAUUACCAGACGGUGGAGGUGGAUGGUGGGGGGUCUCUGAUCAGCCUCUGACACGGGAGCUGGGGGUACCGACCCCCCAUCUUGCUCUGACGGUGACCGCUGUGGACAUCUGGGGGCGUGGCCUGUACGUCCAGGUUCCUCAAUAUGGAGAAGUAUAGACACUGGAGGACGCCCAAUCCACCCUUCCUCCCUACGGGGGGC
Molecule: messenger RNA, 803 nt
Organism: Bufo gargarizans (Asiatic toad)
Lineage: Eukaryota; Metazoa; Chordata; Amphibia; Anura; Bufonidae
Product: transcription factor SOX-21-like
Exons: 2
Coding region: 93-653 (186 amino acids)
Biological process (GO): anatomical structure morphogenesis; cell differentiation; negative regulation of transcription by RNA polymerase II
Molecular function (GO): DNA-binding transcription factor activity, RNA polymerase II-specific; RNA polymerase II cis-regulatory region sequence-specific DNA binding
Source: RefSeq, a predicted model, not a curated record